Racocetra persica is the source of this 142-nucleotide messenger RNA. The record is from the annotation of a GenBank genome assembly. Lineage: Eukaryota; Fungi; Glomeromycota; Glomeromycetes; Diversisporales; Gigasporaceae.
GCCAAGUAAACAACAAAAAAAAGAUGCCUUGUCUACAUUGAUUAGUGUUGUUGAUCUUCUGGAAUCGCGGGAUAAUGAUGGCAUUGAUGAUUUUUUCAAUAAAAAACAAGAUCUGGUAAAGUUUUUGAUUAUUUUAAAUUAA